AGAGUCGUUUUUUCCUCACGCGUCACACCUGUUAUACUGAUUUGGGCACACGGCUCCCUGCUCAAAAUGGCAGUGUAGCGGCUUGCAGCGGAAAACUCGCAGCGGCAACACCUGCAGUGCAACGGCUAAUUGCACUGGCUCUAUUCAUCAAAAUGGCGUCCUUCGAGGCAACCACCCUCAGCACUGCUGCAUUUGACAGCAUAUCAAUCCUUCUCGACUCGUCGUCAGAACUCCUGUUCUCUUUGAGUCCGUCUCUGACCAAGCACCAUGACACUGAGCUCACAGAUGUGCAUGGAAGAUAUGGGGACCCUGUUCUUGGAGUCCUCGACUCUGAUGGCUGACCCCUUUGGGCCCCUUCUGGACGAAGAUGAAGAGAGAGCUCUUUCUGAGGGGUCUUCGUCGCCCCUCUCCUCCUCUUCAUAUUCCGAUUCUUACUCUUCCUCCCCGUUUUCUUCCCCCUCUGUCCUCGAUCCUCUAGGAUGUAAAGGCGGGUGUGAUGUGCCGCUCCCCUGGCUGUCUGCCAGUGAGCAGAUCAAUGCUCACAUUGGGGCAGAACAGAGAGAAGGGGAUGCAUUUUCAGGCAUGGACUGGAUGACUGAGAAGAUUGACCUCAGUGAUUUUGACCUGGACUCGCUUAUCGGGUCCUGCGAUUUGGAUGAGCCUCCUAGCUCUCCAGAAGAGCUCUUGGCAUCCCUGGAGUCCCAAAUGGAUCUGGACCUGCCUCUGCUCCCAUUCCCAUCAGCAUCCACACCUGUUUCAGAAGUGCUCAACCUGCCUUCUUUCCCUCUAGAUCUGCCCAUUGAGUCAGAUGUGCACCCUGAGCCUGUUUCUGUUGAAAUCAAAUCUGAGCCAGUCUCUCCAUCUCCAUCUCCUGUAUUUACUCUAGAGUUGGGCAGUGAAGUAGACAUCUCCAUCUCGGAGCUGGAGAAAACGGUACCCAAGGCCGGUGUUGAUAACCAGGCCCCAAGUAUUGUGCUUUCCCUCUCCCCUGCCCACAUAGUGGUGGUUCUCACUACCAAAGAAGAGCCAAGCAAUCCAAACAAUUCUUCAGACCAAUCUGACAGUGGUUUUGAAUCGGUAUCCGGUUCUCCUCCUCGUGUCCAGAGUCCUGUUCCAUCUCCCAAAUCUGCAGGUGUUUCCAGAACCAAGCCCUAUUCUAAAACUGAUCCCGAUGCAGUCAUGAAUGUUGGCAAAGUAAAGACUGUAUCAGGAACGACCAAGCAGACAAAACCAGUAGAGAAGAAAUUGAAGAAAAUGGAGCAGAAUAAGACGGCAGCUACCCGCUACAGGCAGAAGAAACGGGUGGAGCAGGAGAACUUGACUGUUGAGUGUGCCGAGUUGGAGAAGAGAAACCGAGAGCUGGAAGACAAGGCAGACUCGAUCAGCCGGGAGAUCCAGUAUCUAAAGGAUCUCAUUGAGGAAGUCCGGUCAGCAAAGAACCGAAAAAACAAGUCCAAGGCAACCUCUUCAUAAGAUGGAGAGUCGAUCUGCACCAUUUUAUGAAAAAGGCACAGGGAGAGAGUAGGCGUGUCUGUGCUAGCAUUUCCUCACACCCUCACAAUCCACUAUCCAUACAUUUUUCACAGAUCAUAGUGUAGUUACAUAAUAUUUACUGUAGUUAAAAGUAGACAAUGCACAAACUCAUGCACCUAAAGCCCAUUCACUUCCCAUUUUUAUCCUUUUCAACCCACCUCUUAACAUCCUUGUCCAGUAAGGGGCCUCGUAUCAAGCAGUGGAUAUUUUUGUUACACUGAAUGUUGCUGUCAUUGCAUGUACAUAGCUUCAGCUGCUCUCUGGCUUUAUUUAAAACUGGUAUUUGGUGCGUUUAUGGUGUAGUAUGCUACUGUGUGAUUCUAUCUGUUUUCUAAUAAAGCUUUUAAAUCUGA
Silurus meridionalis is the source of this 1886-nucleotide messenger RNA. RefSeq names its product activating transcription factor 4a (gene atf4a). The transcript has 3 exons. Gene Ontology annotation, biological process: regulation of transcription by RNA polymerase II. NCBI's taxonomy places the organism in Eukaryota, Metazoa, Chordata, Actinopteri, Siluriformes, Siluridae. Gene Ontology annotation, molecular function: DNA-binding transcription activator activity, RNA polymerase II-specific; RNA polymerase II transcription regulatory region sequence-specific DNA binding. Gene Ontology annotation, cellular component: nucleus; ATF1-ATF4 transcription factor complex; ATF4-CREB1 transcription factor complex. The record is from RefSeq and is a predicted model, not a curated record. The coding region runs from base 268 to 1473 and encodes 401 amino acids.